Messenger RNA from Fusarium venenatum, 1218 nucleotides. Its product is annotated as P-loop containing nucleoside triphosphate hydrolase protein. Gene Ontology annotation, biological process: meiotic DNA recombinase assembly; reciprocal meiotic recombination; DNA repair. Gene Ontology annotation, molecular function: ATP binding; four-way junction DNA binding; crossover junction DNA endonuclease activity. Gene Ontology annotation, cellular component: replication fork; Rad51C-XRCC3 complex; Rad51B-Rad51C-Rad51D-XRCC2 complex. NCBI's taxonomy places the organism in Eukaryota, Fungi, Ascomycota, Sordariomycetes, Hypocreales, Nectriaceae. The record is from RefSeq and is a predicted model, not a curated record.
AUGGAUUAUCAUGCGAUUCACGGUUAUGAUAGAGCAAGCUUUGACACACCAAGCACACACCGACUACCGACAGUAUCAGCUUCACAGGCCCUUGACGACAUUGGAUGUGACGCGUCAACUCACAUACCAACUGGUCUCGAAAGCCUGGAUCGUUCACUCCUAGGUCCUGUAGCUUUCGACUCGCAAGAUGCAGCGGUAAAAGGUGGUGUUCAACGAGGCCAAGUGACAGAGAUUUGGGGACCUCCGGGUUCCGGCAAGACAGCAUUGGGCCUACAGCUUACAGCGAAUGCGCUAUGCAAUGGUGAUGCAGUAGUCUGGAUAGAUUGCUUUCAGGCUCUGCAGCGAGACAGGCUGAGGACGGUAACAAAAGCUGCCCAAGCUCGUCGAAAUGGUCCAUCAUCCACAGAAGUUGAGGCAAUACCAGCUCGGGAGGUUGAUGCUUCUCAAUUCUACCAGUACUCCUGUUUUACACUUCCUCAUUUGAUUUCUCUCGUGUCGAGACCUACGACAAAGCUGAUACCUACGAAUACUUCGCUUGUAAUAAUCAGUUCAUUCUCAGCACUGGUCAAUUCAGCUUUGCCUAAAUCUAAUGACGGCAAGUCUACUUCUACAGGUAGCAAAGGUCUUAGUCCGUUAGUGAAACGCAGACAGGCAUUGCAAUCAAUAAUGAGUGCACUUCAUAAGCUCGCAGCGACUAGGAAUUGCGCGAUCGUCGUUCUGUCUCAAUGUGCAACCAAAAUGCACUCGGAGAGGGGUGCAACACUCACAGCCGCAAUCAAUGCCAACGUAUGGGAACAAGGCAUUUCGACCAGACUUGUCACGUUUCGGGACUGGGUCUGGCAGGAAAAUAGUCUCACGAGCGUCUUCCUCGCAGGCCUGCAGAAAGUUGAUGGUAGAGUAUGUCAGGAGGCUGUGGAGAAUACUGUCGCAUUUAAAGUGGAGUUGGACGGUACGGCCCAGGUUCCCUAUGAAGCGUUACAGUCUUUCGAAUUAGCCCGGAAUAAGCGAAAGCUUGGAGAAACCGAACUCGAGGUGCCAGACAGUGAAGAUGACGAGGAUUACGGAUGGGCAGAUGAAGACGAAGCGGCCAUGCCGGCGCCGCCACCCCAGUGGCAAGGCAGCGAAGACCUCAUCUUAGGUCAAGACGUCGGACAUAGCGAAGAAGAGAACAGCGAGCACGACGAGCCUGGCACCGACGAUGAAUCGGACACGAAAUGA